Molecule: messenger RNA, 2045 nt
Organism: Brassica oleracea var. oleracea
Lineage: Eukaryota; Viridiplantae; Streptophyta; Magnoliopsida; Brassicales; Brassicaceae
Product: scarecrow-like protein 30
Exons: 1
Coding region: 143-1942 (599 amino acids)
Biological process (GO): regulation of DNA-templated transcription
Cellular component (GO): nucleus
Molecular function (GO): DNA-binding transcription factor activity; sequence-specific DNA binding
Source: RefSeq, a predicted model, not a curated record
AACAAUUAAACAAUCCUUUGUAUAAAUAUCAACCGUGUCUCAACUUCUUGUGUUCACAUGAAACUUCUUUUCUUCUGUUCGUUGACUUAAGCUCUCUCUCUCUUCCCCUUCCCCUUCCCCUCCCCCUUCUUCUUCAGUCUUGAUGGAUGCUAUUCUGCAAGUACCCGUUGAUGGGUUCAGAUUCGACAACGGUUCUGGAUCUUGCUGCAAACCAAGGAACAAUCUUGACUCCGGAACCAGCCGCUUCACCUGUUUCAAAGAAUCUGAAUCUCAGAACCUUUCUUCUCCGACCGAAUCUACAGAAUCUCAUAACCCUUCUCCAACCGAAUCUACGGUAUGUUCAACCAACCAUCCUGUUUUGAAGUACAUCAAUGACAUGUUGAUGGAGGAAGAUAUUGAAGAACAGUCUUGUAUGUUGGAAGACAGUUUGGCUCUACAAGCCGCAGAGAGAUCUUUCUUUGAAGUGCUUCAGGAGGAUCAAAAUCCUCUUCAAGACGACUCUUCUCUUGAAAACUUCAGCCCAUUACAUCAACCGACCUCAGGUUUCACGGGAUCGCCUGAGAUUUCUGAGGAAUCAACAAGAAGGUACCGUCUAAGGGAUGAUGAUGGUGAUGAAGAAGAUGAUCUUGAGGGUGGAAGGAAAUCAAAGCUCCCAGCAAUCUCUGUGGUGGAUGAGCUGGCUGAAAAGUUGGAGGAAGUGUUGUUGGUGUGUCAAAAGAAUGAUCAUGGAGAAGCAACACCGAACAAAACCGGACGAGCAAAGGGAUCACUAAACCGAUCCAAGCCUCAGAAGUCAGAUCAGCCAGUGGAUAUGAGGAAUCUCCUGAUGCAAUGCGCGCAAGCAAUGGCUAGCUUUGACCAGAGCAGAGCUUUCGAGAAACUGAAGGAGAUAAGGGAACACUCUUCUAGCCACGGCGACGCAACUCAGAGGCUUGGUUACCACUUCGCAAAUGCGCUUGAAGCACGCAUCACGGGGACCAUGAAGACACCAGCGUUUGAUGUUUUGAGCAGAACAUCGAUGGUUGACAUUUUGAAGGCGUACAAGGAGUUUGUUCAGGCUUGCCCUACCCUAGCAAUGUGUUACUACACUGCAAACAGAACUAUCUUUGAGCUUGCGUCCAAAGCAACCACACUUCACAUCGUUGACUUCGGGAUCCUCUAUGGCUUUCAGUGGCCUUGUCUUAUACAAGCCCUUGCAGCACGUCCUGGCGGACCACCAAAGCUCCGUGUGACGGGCAUCGAGCUGCCUCAGCCAGGAUUCCGCCCAUCAGAGAGGGUAGAAGAGACUGGUCGGAGACUGAAGCGGUUCUGUGACAAGUUCAGUGUCCCUUUCGAGUACAACUUCAUAGCCAAAGCCUGGGACACCAUAACUCUUGAUGAGCUGGUGAUCAAUAGUGGAGAGACGACAGUUGUCAACUGCAUCCUCCGACUACAAUACACGCCUGAUGAAACCGUGUCCCUAAACUCUCCCAGAGACACGGCUCUGAAACUGUGUAGAGAUAUCAAUCCUGACCUCUUUGUGUUUGCAGAGAUUAACGGGACGUACAACUCGCCUUUCUUCCUAACAAGGUUUAGAGAAGCUAUGUUCCAUUGCUCCUCCCUCUUUGACAUGUUUGAGAGCAACAUAUCAGAAGAGAAUGAUUGCAGGACCUUGGUCGAGCGGGAGCUAAUCAUAAAGGAUGCGAUGAGUGUGAUCGCCUGUGAAGGGGCUGAGCGGUUCGCGAGGCCAGAGACCUACAAGCAAUGGCAAGUUAGGAUCCUAAGAGCCGGGUUUAGGCCAGCGAAACUAAACAAACAGAUCAUGAAGGAAGGGAAGGAGUUAGUAAGAGAACGUUACCACAAAGAUUUCGUGAUCGACAACGAUAACCACUGGAUGUUUCAGGGAUGGAAAGGAAGAGUCCUCUAUGCUCUUUCCUGCUGGAAACCUGCUAAGAAGCAAUAAACUAUGUCGUAAUCAUUUUGCAUGAUUUUGUUUGAUAAUGUUUUGUAGAAACUGUUGGAUUUGGCUCUCUUAUAUCAUGGAAUGCGUUUGUUCUUUCUUGCAA